Anolis sagrei ordinatus is the source of this 3065-nucleotide messenger RNA. RefSeq names its product aarF domain containing kinase 1 (gene ADCK1). NCBI's taxonomy places the organism in Eukaryota, Metazoa, Chordata, Lepidosauria, Squamata, Anolidae. The record is from RefSeq and is a predicted model, not a curated record.
AGGGGGGCGCAAGGUGCCGGGGUGCCGCCCUCCCCGUUCUCGCCAAUGGGAAGGUCCAGGGCGCCGCAGCUGUAGUUCUUCGGAACUCAUUGUCCUUGGGGGCGCUAAGCCCUUGAUCCCGCGGGAAAACUACAAGCCCCGGCGUCCCUUGCGGGAGGAGGUCCGUCCUACGUGCCUGGAGGAGGGGGGACAGGCUGUUCCAUUCCGCCACAUAAAACUGCCGCGGUGCCCGAGGAGCCGUGUUGGCUGCUAUGGCCAGAAGGGCUUUAAAACUUGCAUCACUUGCCACAGUAGCAGCUGCCGCCACCACUGGUUUCUAUCUGUACAGCAACAAGCAACUGGAUCCCAAUGAUUUUGGUGUUGUUCGAGUAGGCAGAGCCGUUGCCACAACAGCAGUUAUCACCUUUGACUACCUCACUUCUCUACGGAGUGUUCCACGUGGGACAGAAGAGUAUGAACAUGUCAAAUCACAGGUGCAUUGGCGUUCUGCAGAACGUCUCCGGGACCUGUGCUGUGCCAACCGGGGCACUUUCAUCAAAGUUGGACAGCACCUGGGAGCUCUUGACUACCUGUUGCCUGAAGAAUAUACCAGCACACUUAAGGUGUUGCACAGCCAAGCUCCACAGAGCAGCAUGCAGGAAAUUGAGCAGGUGAUUCGGGAAGACCUAGGCAAAGGGAUUAAUGAGUUGUUUGUAAGUUUUGAAGAUGCCCCAUUGGGAGCAGCAUCCUUAGCUCAAGUCCACAAGGCUGUGCUGCAGGAUGGAAGGACAGUUGCUGUAAAGGUCCAGCACCCAAAAGUUCAGGCACAGAGUUCAAAGGAUAUUCUGCUGAUGGAGAUUCUUAUCCUGGCUGUGAAGCAGAUCUUCCCAGAUUUUGAGUUUAUGUGGUUAGUGGAAGAAGCAAAGAAAAACUUGCCUCUCGAACUAGACUUCCUUAAUGAGGGAAGAAAUGCUGAGAAGGUGGCCCAUAUGCUUCACCGUUUUAGCUUUCUGAAGGUUCCAAAGAUUCAUUGGGAGCUUUCAACAAGGCAUGUUCUCUUCAUGGAGUUCAUGGAAGGUGGGCAGGUGAACGAUAAGGCUUACAUGGAGAGAAACUGCAUUGAUGUCAAUGAGAUCUCUCGCAACCUUGGAAAAUUAUACAGUGAAAUGAUCUUUGUGAAUGGUUUUGUGCACUGUGACCCACACCCUGGCAACGUGCUGGUAAGGAAGUGCUCAACUACAGGCAAAACACACAUUAUACUUCUGGAUCACGGACUUUAUCAGGUCUUGACAGACAAUUUCCGCUUGGACUACUGCCGGCUUUGGCAAGCCCUGAUCAAGGCUGAUAUGAAACAGAUACAAAAGUACAGUCAGCGACUGGGAGCUGGUGACUUGUACCCUCUCUUUGCUUGCAUGCUCACUGCCAGGUCUUGGGAAUCAGUCAACAGGGGGAUUGACCGGUUGCCAGUCACAGCUAAAGAGGAUGUGGAAAUCAGGACCAAUGCUGCUGCUUACCUACCUCAGAUCACCAAGCUUCUCAACAAUGUCCCUCGCCAGAUGUUGCUGCUACUGAAGACCAAUGAUUUACUGAGGGGGGUUGAAUCUGCACUGCAAACACGAGCCAGUGCUAGUUCUUUCCUCAACAUGACUCGCUGCUGCAUACGAGCAGUUUCCACGUAUCAGAGAAGCAGGACUAACUCAUCGUACAGAAAAGCACAGAUCUCUCUCUCUGAGGCCAUGAGCUUGUGGCAGAUCAACUUGUAUGAACUAUUCCUCCGUCUGAAAGGAUCCCAGCUGGGGAACUGGGUCAUUGCUCUCUUGAGCUGGAUGCACCAUUCUUCAUAGUGACAUAAACUGGUGGGAGGAACCGGGCUCAAUUUCUUCCUUGUCUCUUUUGACUGUACCACUCUGUUCAUAUUUAUUCCGCUGGAGUUUUCUGGGUUCAUUUUCAUGUAACACAUGGUGCUGUCUUUGUUGCCUUGUGCAGGGUCACUGUUUCUCUGGCACAAAGAAGGGGAAAGUGCAAAAUAGCAGCCACAGCUCAUGGGAACCAGAAGUCUUGUUUCCAGACAUAGUUCAGGGAGGUAGUUGCUUGGAAAGAAGGCUGCAGUAUUCAGGUCUUUUGGAUGGUCUCCAAGUGGAGUCUAAAAAGACUUUAAAAAUGCUAACUUUUUUAUGGGUCCAGAGUUGUUGUUGGUUUUUAAAAAUAAAGUAAUGAAGAAAAUCUUCUCCAGUCACAAAGUCUUGACCAUGUAACUUCUGCAAAAGACCAGCAAAUUUCUAGCAUCAUCCUACAAUAGGCUCAAUAGUUAUCAUAAUCUCACCCAGUAUUACCAAAUUGGAAGCAAUUUGCAGGGUACUUUAGUGGGAAGUCUGCCCUGUGCACCUGCUGAAAAGUACAAUCUGCCGUCCACAUUUGGUAAGGUAUAGAACCUCUGUGAAUGUGAAAAACUAUGAAUUAAAAAUUAAUUCUCUCUAGAAAUCUAAGGUCCUCCAUGCCUGAAGGAAGUUGACCAUAGCGUCACAGUGGAGGACCUAGAGAGAACUUUCAAAAUCUAGUCUAUGAUUAAUCAAAUCAGCAAAAGCCAAAACUACAAAUAUGGAGGGACGACUGUCCACCUUUUCAUCCCCUUUCACCUCUGCUUUUUUUAAAAACAAAACAAGAAAUUAAGUGGGCAAGAUUUUAGAAGCCAUGAGGUCUGAGUAGUCAGAGCUUGGAAAAGUUACUUGUGGCUUCCAGGAGUUAAGAGUUCAAAUUAAUAAUUGUCCUAAGCUCUAUGAAUGUUACUCCCAAUUUGGAGAGGUUCUGCAAUUAAGGAUUUGGGCUGAGGAUCUCUGAGUUCUCACAUCUGCCACAACUUAAGUGCAAGUUUUGGACCUUUCAGGAUGCUGUCUUUGCUUAAAUGCCUAGUGGUAAAAUAGAAGCAGAAAGACCAGCCUGGUUUGGAAGUGUUCAGAGAGAAGACACACGGUUGAAUGGCAACAUAUUAUUGUCUCAGAAUCAUUCACAAGUCAAGUGCUGGUUACGUGUGUGUAUACUGGCAAGAGGAAAUAAAACCGAGUGUUCUCCGUGAAGUGGAAAAAGAA